AGAUUUUUUGACAACAUGGCAAUGAAUCAAUGCCAAUGAUUCAGCGGAAGUCGAUUAGAUUGCCUAUUUAUCAGUUUUAAUUGUUCAUUAUAUAAUUUUGUUUCUUGAUUGAAAUUUCUAAUCAAUUAUUCAUUCUUACUUUGCUGUCUUCUUGGUUGCCGAUUUAAAACAAUGACCAGUAGUAGUGUUUCCGAACCUGGAGCUGCUCCAACAUCAAAAGGCGUCUUUGAUAAAUUAAUAUUAAAGGUUAACUUAGCUGAUGAUUAUCGUUUAGUACCUCUUAACAACGAGGAUAUCACUUACGAUGAGUUAAUAAUCAUGAUGGAACGGCUGUUCAAAGGAAAAUUGGGGCCUAAAGAUGAUGUUUUAGUAAAGUUUAAAGACUGGGAUGGUGAUUUAAUCACAAUAACUGAUGACGCUGACUUGAAUUUCGUUAUCCAAUGUUGCAGUCAUGCUACAAUCAAUACACUUCGUAUGACGGUUUUUAUCAAAGAAGAGCCGGUGGCAAGCAACAAUUCUAAAAAGCAAAAUGCUGAACCUCAAGUCGUAAAUGGAGAGACCCAAACGGUAAAUCAAUCAACAGAGCAGCCUGCGACCAUCCAACCGUCGGUGCAACAUUUAUCCACUGGUUUCAAUAAAAAAGCUGCCAGUCUUACUGGGCCUUCAAGUUUCCAAAUUUGUCCUCCUAUGCCACAAGGUCCUCCUCCUCCUGGUUCAUCAUCUGAUUUUUCAAAUCAACCUUUAGGACCUCCUAGAGGUGCUGGUGAUAUUUUUGGCCAAGAUCGACAACAACAGUCUCAGCAGCAACAACAGUCUCAACAACAUCAGCAGCCUCAGCAACAUCAACAGCAUCAACAGCCGCAGCAACACCAACAGCAUCAACAGCCGCAUCAACAACCUCUAGGACCUCCUAGAGGACCUGGUGAUAUUUUUGGCCAAGAUCGACAACAUCAGCAUCAGCAGCCGCAGCAACAUCAACAGCAUCAGCAUUAUCAACAGCAACAAGGUCCACCGCUAGGUCCACCUCAAGGUCCUCCACAAGGGCCACCUCUUGGUCCACCGUUAGGUCCACCGUUAGGCCCACCGCAAGGAUCAUCGCAAGGGUCAUCGCAGGGUCCAUCUCAAGGUCCUCCAUUAGGUCCACCACUCGGACCACCACUUGGACCACCCCUUGGCCCACCACUAGGCCCACCACUCGGCCCUCCACAAGGACAUCUGCAAGGUCCCCCUCAAGGUCUUCAGCAAGGUCCACCCCAAGGCCCACCACAAGGUCCACCACAAGGCCCACCGCAAGGUCCACCGCAAGGUCCACCGCAAGGUCCACCACAAGGUCCACCACAAGGCCCACCGCAAGGGCCACCUCAAGGUCCACCCUACCAGCAACAUCAGCAACAACAAGGACCGCCGAUGUAUUUAAAGCGAGGAUAUCCUCCUGUCAACGGAUAUCAAUGGCAAUAAAUUUUAUUGACCUAACUAUCUUAUUAUUACUAUCUUAUUAAAUAUUGUAUUAAUCUAAAAAAUUAAAAAUAUUUCAACAAUCUUUAA
Tetranychus urticae (two-spotted spider mite) is the source of this 1545-nucleotide messenger RNA. RefSeq lists its product as uncharacterized. The record is from RefSeq and is a predicted model, not a curated record. Gene Ontology annotation, biological process: endoplasmic reticulum to Golgi vesicle-mediated transport; COPII vesicle coat assembly. Gene Ontology annotation, cellular component: endoplasmic reticulum exit site. NCBI's taxonomy places the organism in Eukaryota, Metazoa, Arthropoda, Arachnida, Trombidiformes, Tetranychidae. Gene Ontology annotation, molecular function: identical protein binding.